Messenger RNA from Caenorhabditis remanei, 1158 nucleotides. RefSeq lists its product as uncharacterized. Lineage: Eukaryota; Metazoa; Nematoda; Chromadorea; Rhabditida; Rhabditidae. Bases 1 to 1158 code for a protein of 385 amino acids. Gene Ontology annotation, biological process: protein dephosphorylation. Gene Ontology annotation, cellular component: protein phosphatase type 2A complex. The record is from RefSeq and is a predicted model, not a curated record. Gene Ontology annotation, molecular function: protein phosphatase regulator activity. The transcript is spliced from 6 exons.
AUGUCGGAACAUAUACAAAUGAAGAUAGUUGCAGAUUUGAAGUUUCCUUCAAUCGUAUUUUCUCCAAUCGCCACUUCAUCGCCAAAAUUGACCAGAAUGCGUGCGCCAAUUCGUGAUCAAUCUUGGACGUCGUCAUCAGAUGAAUCUGUUGGAAAUGUGACCAGUCGUCUCCUCUCAGGAAUCAACGAAUCGCAUAUGGAUACUUCGAAAAUGGGUGAUGUUAGUGCUUCUUCAUCUUGUUCCAUGUACACGGCCCUGGAAUUCGUGGAUCCAACAGCCUUCAAAAAGAAAACAAUGAACGAAGUAAUCACUCGGGAAGAACUUCGAUCUGCGAUUUCUGAUUUUAAAAUGAAAGAAGACAACUAUUCGAAACAAGAAGCCGACUUGUAUGCCACUGUGGUAACUGAAAGGCUAUUGUGGACAGCGUGUCGAACUUGGAGCGGAAUGAUACCCGUCGAAGAAAAGGAUGAUCUCAACAAGUAUAUACGCUAUGCUUGUGAAGACUUUUACAUGAGAUGCACUGGUCAGCUUUGUACAGAUGAACUUCAACACAUCAACUUGAACGGAAAAUAUGACUGGCAAUCUGUGGCUCUUUACUGCUACGAAAAGGGAAUGCCUCCUCAAAUUAUUGAUAGAAUUUUCGCCAAAAAUCUCGUGCGACGGACAACCGGAAAUUACUUGGAUAAUAUGGAGAUGACAUGGUUGAUAUUUGCAAUGAUUGGAACCGAUGAAAUGCAAUCUAUUGAGUAUUGGUUCAGGGUGCUUGAUGUUCAAUCUGUCGGUGUUCUAUCAUUCACUGAUCUCGAAUUUUUCUAUGAACAGAUUACCCAAUAUCUUGCUAAAGAUAAUGUGACAUCCCUACCGUUUCCUCAUGUGAUUGCACAGUUUAUUGAUAUUCUUGGAACCAGUGAAUGGACUUUGAGAUCAUUCAAAAAGAAUAUCAAACUCGUAUUCAGAGUCAUAAAUGGAUUCGUUAACGCUAUCCGUUUUUUGGAGCAGGAAAUCAAUGAGAAAACGAAUGGCGAGCGGGUCGAUGACGAAGAGUUUGGACAGGGGCACCGGACACGUUGGCAACGGUUGAUUGACCACGAGUAUGACGACUUCUAUCACCAAAACAAUUCCUCAUCAUCUCCCGAAUCGUCUUCAAUCACCAAUUGA